This is a messenger RNA of Clonostachys rhizophaga, 687 nucleotides long. NCBI's taxonomy places the organism in Eukaryota, Fungi, Ascomycota, Sordariomycetes, Hypocreales, Bionectriaceae. The record is from the annotation of a GenBank genome assembly.
AUGAUUCCUGGGGAGAAGAAAGCCACUUACCGGAUCUUGUCUCUUCAUGGGAUCGGUACCAAUAGCGAGAUUCUCGAGCUUCAGACCUCGCCUUUGCGCUACCAACUCGGCCCCGAGUACGAGUUCACCUUCGUAGAUGGAGCCCACCCCUGGCCAGCUGCGGCCGGUGUAGAAUCGGCCUACGGUGAUGCCCUCGCACGUAACUGCUUCAGCUAUUACGACGGAACGGCGAGCAGCGCCGUGGAUGCGGUGCGCGAUCUGGCGUCGUACAUCUGCGAGAAUGGGCCAUAUGAUUGCGUUGCUGGGUUCUCGCUGGGUGCCAGUAUGAUUGCAACGCUGCUCUUCUGCCAGGACCCUGAUCCAGAACUGCAAGAGGCCAAGUCAAUGAUCAAGUCGGUUGUCUUCCUGUGCGGGAUCUUGCCGCAGAGGUGGGAGAGCCUAGAGAGGGGUGAGAUGGAGGAGAUUAGGCCAGGGGACGUACCGCCUCACGAGAUACUCAGCAUCAGGGCAGUCCAUGCAUGGAGCCCCCAGGAUAUGCAAUAUGCCAAGCAGGGAGAGAUGUUGGCAGGCCUGUUCGCCGGUCCUUGGAGUCUAGAGCUCACCCACAGUGCAGGGCAUUCAGUGCCACGGGAGACCAGUGAGGUAUUAGCCCUAGCUGAAGCCGUCAAACGAAUGGUGGCCGAAUGA